AUGCGGUGCCCGUACUGCUCCGCCGCACAGGGGCGUUGCGCCACCAGUACCAGCGGCCGUUAUAUAACUGAGUGCGCGUCGUGUGGCCGCGUAGUGGAGGAGCGCCAAACGCAGCCCCACCAUCUCUUCCACAUCCGUGCACAAGACUCCCCUCUCUGUCUAUCCACAUCCGACCUCCCCUCCCCAAUCAUCUCUCACUCCGAAGACCCCUUCGAGCCGACUGGGUUUAUUACGGCCUUCUCCACCUGGUCGCUCGAGCCUUACCCGAUAUUCGCCCAUUCUUCUCUUUCGUUCGCUGGCCACUUAGCUGAACUCGAAAGAGUGCUUGAAACGACGUCGCCGAGUAAUUCGAAUUCAAACUCGGUGGUGGUGGAUAAUUUAAGGGCUUAUUUGCAGAUAAUUGAUGUAGCAUCGAUUUUGGGGCUUGAUUAUGAUAUUUCGGACCAUGCAUUUCAGCUGUUUAGGGAUUGUUCUUCGGCUACUUGUUUGAGGAAUCGAAGCGUAGAAGCGCUAGCCACUGCAGCCCUCGUGCAGGCCAUUAGGGAAGCUCAAGAACCUAGAACCCUUCAGGAAAUAUCAAUUGCUGCCAAUCUACCACAAAAGGAGAUAGGGAAAUAUAUCAAGAUACUUGGAGAAGCUCUACAACUAAGUCAGCCUCUUAAUAGCAAUUCAAUAUCAGUCCACAUGCCAAGAUUUUGUACACUUCUCCAACUCAACAAAUCUGCUCAGGAGUUGGCAACUCACAUUGGUGAGGUUGUGAUGAACAAGUGCUUUUGCACCCGUAGGAACCCUAUUAGUAUAUCUGCAGCUGCCAUUUAUUUGGCCUGCCAAUUGGAAGAUAAACGUAAAACACAGGCUGAAAUCUGCAAGGUGACAGGCCUAACAGAGGUCACUCUUCGAAAAGUUUACAAAGAGCUGUUGGAAAAUUGGAACGAUCUACUUCCAUCAAAUUAUAAUCCCGUUGUUCCUCCAGAGAAGGCAUUUCCGACGGCAACCAUUCCUUCAGGUCGUACCCUGACUUCUAGAAAUGAUCCAGUCGAGGGGCCUUCAUCGGACAAGGACAAGCAUUCUGAAGGGAAGUAUACUAAAGCGAGUGAUAUCUUAGACUUAUCCCGUCAAGCCAGAGGUAAAGACAAUGCUAUGCACGUCCCACCAUCUUCUUGGGGGGCCCAGGUUCCAGUCGGAGCUUCUACUACUCAAAAACCUGGCGAAAGGAAUCAAUUUGCGACCCAAAAUAUGGAAAUUGAUUUACAGUACAAGACUCGAGAAGAGAAAAGAGUAGAUACUGAUGCAAGGGGUGCGUCUAGUUCUCCAAGCUCGGUUCAUUUUCCUAAUCUUCCGGCUUUAGCUGCAGGUGUCGUCCCAUGGCCAUUUCAGCCUCCAACGACAUCGUCCCAUUCGCCUUCUGUUCAGUUUGUGCAAGAAGCGAAAGGAGCUUCCAAUGCUGUAGAUGAAGGAUCCUCGAAACACAUUGCGAAUCAGAAGGAUAUUUAA
Molecule: messenger RNA, 1494 nt
Organism: Fraxinus pennsylvanica
Lineage: Eukaryota; Viridiplantae; Streptophyta; Magnoliopsida; Lamiales; Oleaceae
Source: the annotation of a GenBank genome assembly